CAUUUGAGAACUACAUGUCUUUCUGAAUAGGUCAGUAUGCACAAUUGCAAGAGGAAAACGUGACAAACAUCUGAUGCCGUUUAAUAAACCAUGAAAUUACAUAUUUUCAGUUAAAACCUCUCAUCCGGUAUAGUCACAGUACACAUGAGUGUAAACAGGCUGCAGCAGCUCAAGGGCCAUAUAUUGCCUCAAAAUAAGAUCACAGCGAUGGCCGGCUCUGCGAGUCCCCUGACCACCCAUGUGCUGAACACUGCAACGGGGGUCCCUGGUGCAAACAUGACCCUCAGUCUCCAUCGACAAGACCCUUUGACUAGUGCAUGGAGUUUGAUAACCACUGGAAUUACAAAUGCUGAUGGACGUUGCCCGGGACUCAUAACAACACAAAUGUUUACAUCUGGGGUGUAUAGAUUGCAUUUUGACACUGCUCAGUACUGGCAGAGUAUGGAAGAGACCUGCUUCUACCCGUAUGUUGAGAUCGUCUUCACUAUAAAUGACCCAGGGAAAAAGCACCAUGUCCCUUUGCUCCUGAGCCGUUUCUCUUACAGUACAUACAGAGGGAGCUAGAAGUCAAGUGUGAUGUCCCAUCGCAGACCGAGGCAACUCCACCAAGAACAUCCAUCUCUCCACCAGCUGAACUGUCCUAUUGACAAAUUGAUUACACUAAUCGAUUAAUAGACUGUGCUUAUUUGGAUACCAUUAUACAACAUGCCUAUUGAAAAUUCUUAAUACGCUAACUCUGAUUUAAUUAACAUAACAUAUUGUAUUAUGUAUAUUUCUUUGGUGCUUUAAAAUGAUUCAUAAAAUAAAUGCAUCUGUUUUUUUCAAAA
Molecule: messenger RNA, 827 nt
Organism: Gasterosteus aculeatus aculeatus (three-spined stickleback)
Lineage: Eukaryota; Metazoa; Chordata; Actinopteri; Perciformes; Gasterosteidae
Source: RefSeq, a predicted model, not a curated record